AUGGGAACCUGGCAAUCAGCCCAGUGGCGCAGGCCUUCAAUACAAACGUGGCCCAUCGUUUCGACCGAUCGAUUUCCUCCCUCACAGACACGACUAGCAGUUGGUUGCGAGCAUCUUGGACGAGAACGACAGGCCAGGGCUCUUGAAGGGGGGUCAGUUUGGCGGAACGGACUCGGAGCUGAAGAUCUACUCAUUAAUAUUCAGGUUGCGACGGUUGAAACGGUGGAUUGUGGAGGAUUACUGGCCAGCGUUUGGUUCGGAUGUCUUGGGCAUUUCAUGACAUGGAUAACACGAAAUAUGUUUAAACUUAACCACCAGCCACCAUUAUUAGAGUGUGGCCAUAGUUCUAGCGCUUAUAAUCGAGUGGCUCGCCGAUUGCGAAGUCGGGAACGAGGAAAGUCCGACCGUGUACCACUUGCCUUCAUGGCUCCCAUCUGGUGUGCAUGCCAGUCCCCAUUCGGCAUGAUGGGGAAGAUCUACACACGGAACACGGGAGGUGGGGCGGCCCGCAUUCAGUGCCAACAUCCGGCGCCGCCGUUCGGACCCUGUUGA
Messenger RNA from Fusarium odoratissimum NRRL 54006, 552 nucleotides. RefSeq lists its product as uncharacterized. NCBI's taxonomy places the organism in Eukaryota, Fungi, Ascomycota, Sordariomycetes, Hypocreales, Nectriaceae. The transcript is spliced from 2 exons. Bases 1 to 552 code for a protein of 183 amino acids. The record is from RefSeq and is a predicted model, not a curated record.